This is a messenger RNA of Spinacia oleracea (spinach), 1166 nucleotides long. RefSeq lists its product as uncharacterized. The transcript has a single exon. Lineage: Eukaryota; Viridiplantae; Streptophyta; Magnoliopsida; Caryophyllales; Amaranthaceae. The record is from RefSeq and is a predicted model, not a curated record. Bases 288 to 1040 code for a protein of 250 amino acids.
CAACAAUUAUCACCAUUUAGAUCGAGGAUUUGUGUACAAUAUACCACCCCAUUUGGUAAUGGCUCAUUCGGACUAAAAGAAAACCAUCAUUACCAUCCAAUAAUCAACAACUAAGAUCAUAAUUGCUUCAUACAAUUCUUAAAAUAAAAGUAAAAAAAGGUCCCACUUGAAUACUUAACUUAACCAAUUGAAUCCUAUUUUGUCGAUCAACCACUCACCAAAAUCAAACCCCUCAUUUCCCUCACCCACUUCAUUCCACUCACCAAAAUCAAACUCCAAAAAAAAAUAUGCAAGAAACUAAAAACCCCACCAAAAAUUACACUCACAAAAAACACAAACACAAACAUCCUAACUACGUCCACCCUCAAUCGGAAACCGCCGCAGAAAACACCACCCCAACCUCAACCACCACCACCACCACCACCGCUUCAACUGCCCCAAACAUCUCUUUCAAGCGCAACACCGACGUAAAAGGCCUAAAAUUCGGCGGCCAAUUCAUCGUAAAAUCCUUCACCGUCCGUCGCUGCCGCCCUCAAGAACUCUCACUCCUCCUCAAUCUCUCUCCUCCACAAGCACUCCCUUCCACCAUCGCCUUCCUCCCUUCAAACUUCACCAUCUUAGCUCACCAUGCUUGGCACACCUUAACCCUUGGCUUGGGCACCAAGAAAUCCAAGGUCAUCAUCUUUGUUUUUGACACCGUGGCUGCUAAAUCCAACGCCGAUCUGACGUGGCCUCACGAGAUCCCUUUGGGUGACGUCAAUAAACGGUUGAUUCGCGGGAUGAACAGCUGGGAUUUUGCGAGGUUUAAGUUUAGGAAAGGGUGUAUAACUUUUUAUGUGUUCGGUGUUAGAAAGAGUGGUGAUAGAGGAGGGUUCCAGUGUGGUGACGACUUGCGGUGUAUCCUGCACUCUGUUGUUGCUCUUAAGGAUUUUCUUGAUCAUACGGCUAUGCUUGCUUUGCCCAAUCAAAGGUCCCUCGACCAUUCUUCCAUUAAUAAUAACAGGAGUAGUUACAAUCAUCGUUCUGUUGCUGCUCAUUAAUUUUUUUAUUUUUUAAUGUAGUUCUUAUUUUUGGAGGGAAUUCAUUUAUUUUCUUUGUUGUUGGGUUUCUAUCUUCGGUGUAUAUGUAAUUUUGUUCCACCAAUGAUCAUCGAUAAGUAUUGGUAA